UCCAGAAUUGUGAAGUUUUUAUAUCACGUGAAUUUCAAAAAUACGGUAGGCACAAACGUGUUAAAUCCUAACAUGCAAACUUGGAAACUCAUUCAGGCAAACAAAGUGUUUGCCAGCAAACGCAGCCUCAACUUUUUCUCUUCAGACUCUACACAACUCAUUACAAGAAUUAUAACUUCAUACAAUUAUCACAAAUCCUUGCGAUAACACGAAACUUGACAAUUCAGAAACUGUCACAUCGACAAAGCCAUAUUAAUAAUAUGGUGACUUCCGAUGGGGUCGCUGUGGAGGUGCACGGGACAACUCACGUUCCAAAUUCUAUUUUGAGUUGGUACGAUGAGACUCGCCCUAUGUGGAUUGAUCUUGUUGGGGAUUAUGCUGGAAAAGAGUUGUUUCUGCUUGAGGGUGAUUCUCUAUUAAGAGAAUGUUUUGCAGAUGAGAGGAUUGAUUUUCAAGGUAAGAAAGAUAGUCAUUUUCUCUUGAUCUUUCGCUUUUUGAUCCGUGGGGCGGCUGGCUUUUCACGGAGAAUUUCAUAUCGGGAAUUACAAUACGCAUGUACUUGCUUUCAAUACGAAUUGAUGUACAACACUACACCAUCACGAAAGCUUCAUGUCACUGCGUGUCGUAUAUGGAGGGCUCCUGAGAGCAACCCAACUGCUCUCUUUAAAUCCAUUUUCGCAAAAGGACUCAUGAGCUAACGUUAUUAGAUGGAUUUCAACUACUACAUGCUGUAUAUGUAGUAGAACGAUUCCUUGAGAAUCUAGUUAAGAGACAUUGCAACUUUCAUAUUGCGUUCUUCGAAGGUAAGUGGUUCCCUUACAAAACUAUGCUUUUGGGCGUUCAUAUAAUAUUCGAGCAUUCCAACCCAAUCGACAAUUCUAACCUUACUAUUAGAGAAUCGGCAAUUAUGUUUACCACCAGGAGUGGAACCCACACACUGGGGUAGAUAUCUCCUCGCUCGCACAGCAAUUAGGGAGCAUCUGCACCACAAGCUACCACUGUCGCACCCAGAGAUUAUUAUCAAUACUUUCUCGUCAACGGAGAGUCAAGAAUUCUCAAGUUAUCUCCAUGAUACACCGAUUCACUUUGCCAUGUCUCAUGAUGGGGCGGCCACAGCAAAGAAACCUCGCUCAUCAAAAGAAGCCAAGAUUAUUCUGCGUGGGAUGAUAUGGUCUUUUAAUUGCCACAAGCUUAAUGUUGCUUUGAUCAACCACAUAGAGUUCAGAGAUUCGAAGGUUUUUACGAUGAUCGUGGAAAGCAUGACCAUCUCAAACCAGCGCAAACUACUGAUGAAUUCUACAUUCGCCGAGUACAUUUCCCAAGCUCGUAUAAAGUUUGCGGAAGAUUUACAAUCUGGUACCACCGAUAGGAUACCCGUCAUUGACGACGAAACCAUCAAGAAGCUAUCUGCUGCCUUAGCAGAGGGACAUCUGAGUGAGAGAUCAUGCGUUUCAGCUCUUUCUGCGUCUCAUAUCCUGAAGGGGAAUCAAUCUGAUGUUUUCCUCGCUUCCGCCCUCGUAUUACACAGUGUUCUACUUGACCAAAUUCCCCUUGCAAAGCGUCGAUUUCCAUCUAUUGAUUUCGACGAAAACUUCGAGGAAGAAAUUACUAGUUUCCUGUCCUUAUAUGCAGAAGCAGCCCAAAAUAUACUAGACAAUCCAAUAUGGAGCAAAUUUGUGGAAGCGAAUGAUCUUACAAGAGAUACGCAUGAUCUUGUCGAUGGCAGAUUAUUACGCGUCGUCAUACAAGCUCUGUGCGACGAAUCCUCAGACCCUUUUCCUCAAUCAAUCCACGAGGAGUGGCUGGUGCUUUGCAAUCUGACCAAAGAGCUUUCGAGUCAAGAGCUUUCCUUGAAAGCAAGCUCUGAUUUAGACUCCGUUAAAAUCGUUGCAACUGGAGAUACUGACUCAAGCUCAGAGGAUCUUACAGUUUUACCCUUCACUAACGCUGUGUUCAACAAGCACUUGCAGUGCAUCCAUGUCAAGACAGACGCGUCUCUGUCCACACAAUUUGGCGCAAUGAAACUGUACAGAGAAACAAGCCACUGGCAUAAUCACAAAAAGCCGCUCGUCACAAAAGCUCUUCCAGCACAGAAAGUCUCUAAAUGGCGGUAAGCAACGUUACCUUGAGCUGAUCUUUGAUACAUCAUGUGUAUGACCGAGUACGUACUAAGCUGUCUGCAGUAAUCCUCUUCGUACCAAUCAAUUUUAUAUGAGCGAAAUGACUGCCUAUGCCGCAAGUUUAACCGGAGCAAAGGGAAAGGCACUCGAACCGGAAACUAUCGUGGUGGGGCCCAAGCAACUGGUGAAAGUUGUUGAGGAGAAACCAUCAAAGGCGAGUAAAGUCGAAAACCCAGCGCCUAAAUCGAAGAAAGAAGCUGCAAGUGAUGUAUGCAUUCAUUACGCCUGGUCAAUUAAAUCAAGCUGACAAUAACUUCCAGAAUAAGAAACCUGGAUCCAGUGCUAAGAAGGGUACAAAAAAGGGUGGUGGUCUUUCAGCUGCUGACCAGAUCCGCGCUGCAAACCUGGAAAAGAAAGGCGACACGGAGACUGAUAAAGCUUUCCUUGCGUGGUCUAUGAUUAUGAAAGAUCUUGAUUUGACCUCUAACGAUGAAAAUCGCUACCUCCGUGCAAAACAAUAUCUUAACAAUCUUGAUGGUGCCAGAACAAAAAUCCUUGAAGGGGAUAUUAACACCUACAUACUCCAAUGUCUAUUGUCUUGGUGGGCUGGGUAUUGCAAGGAGAGUAAGAAAAUGACUGGCUACCAUGUAGUUGCAUUGAUUUGGACAACUGUAAGAUUCGUAUGUACUACUAGUGCACCAAUCACAAAAGAGAUUGUUCAGCACGUCGAGAAGAUUUGCAAACUAGUUGGAAUCUCGGACGCUUUCUCUCAGCCGAAAGUCAUCGGUGUUGAUCGCAAGCUAUCUUUUACCUUCAAGUAUCCGCCCCCGACUUUAUCCUUGAAGAUUGGCCUUUCUCAAUCAGAAUUCCAGCUCGAACACUGUGGUCCGUACAUGGACAGGAUGCUUGAUGCAAAGCCAGAUGCUCGUGUUUCGAGCUUCAUUCCGGAUGGUUGGCAGAGAGAUGUGCUCGACCAAUUAGAUGCCGAUAAGAGUGUAUUUGUGGUGGCUCCCACCUCUGCUGGUAAAACAUUCAUUAGUUUCUAUGCUAUGGAGCAGAUUCUACGGGCUGAUAACGAUGGAGUUCUUGUUUAUGUUGCACCAACGAAGGCACUUGUCAAUCAAAUUGCGGCUGAAGUUCAAGGUAAGCACAAUCGAUUUUUUGCCUUUCCUCCUGACUCUUUCGCUGAGGAGCAAACAUCACCUUGCUUCGCACCAAAAAUAUAAAACAAACGAAUUCCUCUUAUUAAAAAGCUUACCAAGGUCAUCACUAACAAUGAUAUUCAAGGUCGAUUCUCUAAGAGAUUCCCCCAAGCAGGCAAAGGAGUGUGGGCUAUUCAUACAAGAGAUUAUCGCGUGAAUAAUCCUACAGGUUGUCAAAUACUCGUCACUGUGCCUCAUAUUCUUCAGAUUAUGCUUCUAUCGCCAACGAAUGCGAAGUCAUGGGCUCCACGAGUAAAGCGUAUCAUUUUUGAUGAGAUCCAUUCUAUCGGCCAGUCUGAAGACGGUGUGGUAUGGGAACAGCUCUUGUUGUUAGCACCGUGUCCUAUUAUUGCCCUUUCCGCUACUGUGGGAAACCCUGAGCAAUUUGCGGAUUGGCUUGGCGAAACUCAAAAAGCAAAUGGAUCUGAAUUGAAGAUGAUCAAGCAUUCCACGAGAUAUUCCGACUUACGAAAGUUCAUGUACGAACCGCCUCAAAUGUUUCAUUUCGAGGGUCUCGGAGACUCAUUCGGCCUUGGUCUAGGUUUGGAUGGGUUGCAAGGAUUUCAAACUUUCCAUCCGGUUUCGUCCUUGGUUGAUCCUUCGAGGGGGAUGCCCGAAGAUCUUGCACUUGAGCCUCGAGAUUGCUUAUCGUUGUGGAAAGCUAUGGUCAAACAUCAGAGCAAGGAGUACAAUGUUCCCGAAUCACUCAACCCAGAACAGGCAUUACCACCCUGCAUUCGAAAAGCGGAUAUAUUCGCUUGGGAAAAGAGCCUUAAGAGAGUGCUGCUUCAAUGGAUGGUAGAGUGUCGACCGCAAUUCGCCAUUGUGGUAAAGGAAUUGACUCCCGAGAAGACUGAGAUCGAUGAUGAUAUCUCAAUUCCCAGCUCCUCUGGCCCAUCGACUGAGCUCAUUGACCCAUUGGAUCUUCAAGCAACAACCCUGCCAUUAUUGCAUCAGUUGCACAAGCGUCGUGCCCUGCCAGCUAUUUUGUUCAACUAUGACCGUGCUGCUUGCGAGAGCAUUGCGAACACUCUAUUGAACCAAUUGACUCAAGCUGAAGAACAAUGGAAGAAAGGAUCAGCUUGGAAAAAACUAAUAGACGGCUAUGAAAAGUACCAAGAAAUGAAGACGAAAAAAGCUCGUAAACCGGCCAAACCAUCCAAGAAGACAAACCAAGACGACGAAGGUGGAUCAAAGAUGGACCGAAUGCGCGAGGAUGCAACAGAUGGAUCUUCCUUCUAUGAUCUCUUCGAUCCGGCCGCUCCGCAAGCUGAUUUCUCGUUUGCUGAUCCAAAGCGUUUGCAAAAAGAAGAACUUGAUGGAUUCAUUCGACAACUUCGUCGCAAGGAGAUUAAGGAGGACUUAAUUGACUUGCUGAAAAGGGGUAUAGGUGUUCAUCAUGCUGGUAUGAACCGAAAAUACCGUCAAUGUGUAGAGAUGCUGUUCCGUAAAGGCUUCCUGAGAGUCGUCAUUGCAACCGGCACACUUAGUUUGGGUAUUAACAUGCCCUGUGCAACUGUAAGUACCUAAUUUUUUCCCCGAUCUCAGAUCCUAGUGUGACAUUUCCUCAUAUCUGCUCCUUUUACCCGCCGAUACAGCUUUCUCCUCCUUCUCCUAAAUCUCCUUCUGGUAGGCAGAACUGACCGAUCUUGCAGGUGGUUUUUAGUGGUGACUCGGUAUUUUUGACUGCCCUGAAUUUCCGUCAAGCUGCAGGUCGUUCAGGUCGUCGUGGUUUUGAUCUUCUCGGAAACGUUGUAUUCCAAGGUAUCUCUCGAGAGCGAGCAAGCCGACUUCUCAGUUCCCGACUUCCUGAACUUACUGGUCACUUUCCAAUCACGACAACAUUGGUAUUGCGAUUAUUCACACUUUUGAACGAUUCCAAGAACUCGCCAUAUGCAGUUAGAGCUAUCAAUUCCCUUCUUUCUCAGCCUAGACUGUAUCUUGGUGGUCAAAGUUUCAAAGAGCAAGUCCUUCACCACUUAAGAUUUUCCAUAGAGUACUUGCGGCGCAAUGCACUCCUUGGACCUGGAGGUGAACCUGUCAACUUCACUAGUUGUGUUUCGCAUCUCUACUUUACUGAAAAUUCGAGUUUUGCAUUUCAUGGUAAGUGGUUCCUCUAUCUGUAUGGUAAAAAAUGUAUAUCAUGAGCUAAUGGGCACCAGCACUUCUCAAUGGAAAGUACUUCCACAAGCUCUGUGCAGAUAUCGACACCAAAUCCGAAGAUGUACUGCGUACAAUGAUUCUAGUAUUGAGCCAUCUUUUCGGCCGGCAAGUUGUCAGAGAAGUUGACGAUCCUGAAGAGGCAGAGAAGAUCCACCGCUCACCAUCGAACGUGUAUCUUGAGCCCAUGCCAGAAGACGCAGCUAAUAUACUUCGUGGUCAUAACAAGAGCACUUUGGAGGUAUUUUCUACGUACGUGAAGACAUUCGCUGAGCAACACAUUACUGAAGAUGAACACGCUUUGCCAUUCACUAAAAGCCCAGUCGGUCCGAAUGAAGCAAGCAAGACCAAUGGUAACACAAACUCGGCCAUUGGGUUUCUUCCUUCAUUGCCCCGUCCGCAGGCGAGAUCACCAUUUGUAGCACUAUCCGGGCUAGGUGACUCCUUCACUACCAUAGAAGAUCUCUGCAGCUCCACCCGUGAAGGCGUCUUCCUUGAAGCAGCCGUGAUUCCCCAUCUCGAGCUUCACCCCGAUGAAACUAGAUCACCUUUAAAUUCAUACCUCCUCGAUUUCUACAAGCAUGGUUCUUUACAACCUCUCGAGGAAGCCAAUGGUAUCCGCAAAUCAGACGUUUGGUUUGUACUUAACGACUUUUCUAUGGUUCUAGCUACAAUCGCCACUUCCCUCGCCUUACAUCUUGGCCUAGGCCAAGAUACCGAUGCAGAACUUCUCGAUGUAAUGGGAGCAGGAGAUUCCGUUGAGAACGAGAAUGAUGAGAAAAUGGCCGAAGAUUUAGUUCCGCAAAAUGUUUCUACACCAUCUAGUGAACUUCAGCAAGCUCAACCGGUGCGUCGAAAGAAGGUAGUCGAUGAUUGGGAUGCUGGUGAGGACAGAUUGGCUGCGGAAGAAGAUUAUUUGGAGAAGGAAAAGGAGAGUGGUGCGGGAGCGACGGAAGAUGAAGAGUAUCAAAAGUUGAUGACUGUUUAUCGGGCAUUUAGAAAGUUGAAGACAGAAUUUGAUGAGAAGUUUAGAGCUAUCUGGGCUUAGAUGAGAUGGGGGUAUCUAUGAAUGGAUAGAAUGGGUAAAAUUGUUAUCAGCGUGACGAAAAUGGCGUUUUUAAUUCAAAAUUUUCUAUCAAUCUGGAUAAAUUGAAAAAUGUUAGAUGGAGAAUAGAUGGAAAGAAAAUUUUUCAUUGAUAGAUAAAAGCUAGUGCUCUGUAAUGAAGUUGCUGAGUGAAAGUUACUGUGGUAUGUUACAAUAUAUUUGUGAGAUCUUAUAUUACCUCUUAUAGAGUAUCAGACAUCAAAAGUAACUUUAUAACUUACAUCUCAGUCAUCUGUCAAAAGG
Molecule: messenger RNA, 6830 nt
Organism: Sclerotinia trifoliorum
Lineage: Eukaryota; Fungi; Ascomycota; Leotiomycetes; Helotiales; Sclerotiniaceae
Source: the annotation of a GenBank genome assembly